AUGAGCAUCUUUCAAAAUAAUUUCAUCUCUUAUGAUCAUUCAUACUACGAUGAUACAUCUCUUCUCCUACAACUUACUAAUAAAGAUUUGUGUUCAUUUUCUAGAGAUAGUUUUGAGGAUGUAGUCAAAUUGGAUUUGCCAAAUCCAUUUCAAGAUGAGCACCCUUCUUUUUUGGUUUUGGAUUCUGGUAGUAUUACCGGAAUUCUUUGUCUCUACAAUAGUGAUAAAAGAUUUGUAUUAUGGAAUCCAACAACAGAGGAAUUCAAGAUCAUCCCUCGAAGCCCUCUUGAGCCUGUAUCAUCUUAUGUUAGAAAUCACGUUAUUCCACUUGGAUUUGUUUAUAACCAUGUUAAAAAUGAUUAUAAGUUGAUUACGGGUGCAUGUUUCAAUUAUGGGCAUUACCAAUAUUAUGGAGGUCCUGGUUGGGAUGUUAUUGUUGGAAGAGACUUAGCGUCAUUUGACUUAGUCACUGAGAAGAUUAUUACGACACCUAUACCUGUAGGAAUACUUCAAGACGUGGAUGAUGAUUUUAAGGUUGAUGACAUACCAAUCUCCUUAAUGGUGUUAAAUGGGUCUAUUGCUUUGAUCUCAUAG
Molecule: messenger RNA, 594 nt
Organism: Cicer arietinum (chickpea)
Lineage: Eukaryota; Viridiplantae; Streptophyta; Magnoliopsida; Fabales; Fabaceae
Source: RefSeq, a predicted model, not a curated record